Molecule: messenger RNA, 2251 nt
Organism: Microbotryum saponariae
Lineage: Eukaryota; Fungi; Basidiomycota; Microbotryomycetes; Microbotryales; Microbotryaceae
Source: the annotation of a GenBank genome assembly
AUGGUGGGAUCAAACUCGACGAACGAGGUAGAACGAGGUCAAGAGGUAAGCCAGGAAGGCCUACUCAACCUGCCACCUGGUCCUUACCGCCGCUUCAAGCUUGCCGCUGGACGGGGAGCGACGCGCACUCACGCGCAUUCGUCGCGACGACUCGACCUCGCGCUUGCCCCCACCUGUCCGGACGACGGACUUCAAUCUUCCUGACGAUCAGCCCGACCGCUGGAGUUUGGAAGCGCAUUAGAACGCUCAAGCUGGCUCAGCUGUUGAAGGACCGGCGAUGGCAGCUGCUCGUCGUGCUGCGGCUGCUCGUCGCGCUGAGCUCGCAGUCGGUGAUCCAUCCGGAUGAGCACUUUCAGAACCCCGAACUGGCCGCUGCCUGGAUCUUUGACUACUCCAACACGGGCCAAGGUCCCCUCAAGACGUGGGAAUGGCUCGAUCAGGAUCCAGUCCGAAGCGUCUUCCCUGUAGCGGCCUCGACCGGCGUCGUUUUCCAGCUGCUCCGACUCGUCCUGGGUCCGCGUCAGUCUGAGCUCGUCUGUCUGCCCGAGGCGUGAUUUUUUUUGCCGCAACUGACCCAGUUGAGGUCCAAACCACAGAUCCAUCUGGUUAUGCACUCUUUCUCACUCAAAGAUUCUUCCUGUUCCUGCUCACCCUCAUCAUCGGUCAGUUAUUCGCUCCUGUGCGAGGAAGGUCUCGGCCGACUACGAAAGCCACUCUGAGCGAGCGAAAUCUUCACUGGAUAGACAUAUGCCUGCAGUCGAUCGCACGGUCCAACACGCCCGCACUCGUGUUUGCUACUUCGCCCAUCGUAUUCGCCUUCCUCGUGCGGCCAUUCUCGAAUUCGCUCGAAGCCAUCUUGCUUGCACUGACCAGCUUCGUCGCCCACGGCAUCCUCACCCAACCCCCGAGCAAGCUUCAUUACGCGACCUAUGGCUUGGUGACGUCCCUGGGCGUGUUUACGCGAAUCUCGUUCCUCUUCUUUACCCUUCCGCUGGUAUUGGCCAUACUAUGUCGAGAAUUGCUCUCGCGAUCCUCUACACUUGUUCGGACAGCAACUCGAGGUGCACCUGCCGUCCUUGCUUUGGGCCUCCUCUCGACUGUGCUCGUUUCGAUCGACACCUAUUAUUACAGAGGAACGCUUUCGUCUAAGCAUUGGGUCCUAGCGCCUCUCAAUCUCCUCCGGUACAACGUCGCGACCACGAACCUGGAGACACAUGGCUUGCAUCCGAGAUAUCUGCACAUCGUCCUCAACUGGCCGAUGUUGUUCGGAGCCGGGCUGUGGGCAGCCACUGCGGCCGUUUUGGCUCGCAAAGCUGUUCCAGCCAGCGCGCCGAAAGUUGUGACAAAGAGAAAGAAGAAGGGAAAGGCCAAAGUGGAGGCGAUACCGGCUAAGAACCUGACCGGUCUCGAUGGAGGUAAGCUCUCUCCGGGCCUGCUAUUGGAACGACUUCGAGGGCUGACUCAGUGAAAUCCCUACGCCAGUCCUGCUCCCUGCAGCGUGCUUCGUCGUUCCAACGCUCCUUCUAUCGCUGCAACCUCAUCAGGAGCCCCGAUUUCUCGUCCCUCUGAUCGUUCCUUUGAGCUUGCUCAUCUCCAAGGCAUUCUUCUUGUCAACCGGCACCAGCGCCGCUCGAAGAAAAUACCAAUUAUUCUGGGUAAGUGAAUGAGUCGUCCAUCACGACACGAACUCGUCGUUGACGCUCCCUAUCUUUCUCAGUCUUUAUGGUGCCUUCACACGAUCCUGUUCACUCUCAUCUUUGGCUAUCUCCAUCAAGGCGGCCUUCUCCCCACCCUUAUUCGACUUAAUGAGAGUCUACGGUCGAACGCCUUCGACUCGGCCCAGAGCGUGGAUAUCAUAUUUUGGAGGACGUUCAUGCCCCCGAGGCAUCUGUUGGUCCCGCUGAGAAGUGAGUCUGUUGAUUGUCCCUUUAUCUCUUGGACAGAAUUUACUCAAAUCAUUUACCCCCUUCUUAUCUCAGCCACUCCACUCCAAGUCACGAUCAAGGACGUCGCCGGCGCACCCCUUUCCGAAUUGCUGACGAUCAUCCACAACUCGAACUCGUCUCGAACUUUGCUCGUCACACCGGCCUACGCCUACGACGCGUUGCUUUCGGGCAACAUCGACUUUGCGCGACCCCUCUAUGGUUCUCGAUCGCUCGGCAUUCACCUCGACAUGGACCGUUUACAGGACAUGGUCGGUGUCGACUGGCGUCGACUCGGCAUGGGCGUUUGGGAAGUCGGCCAUACAUGA